AAAUACUCUCAGAUCUCUUGCUCUCUUGUUCCUCUCUCUCUCUCUCUCUCGCUCGCUCGCUCGCUCGAUUAGCUCUCUCGAUAUUCUCCGAGAAAGAAGAUCUAGACUCUCAUCGUUGUCUUCUUCUCUCGGAAUCUUGUAUUGAUUUCUCUAUCUCUAUUUCUCCGUCCGUAUAAUAAGGUGAAGAUGACUACCGAAACUCAGGGCUACACAAAUAAUUCUCCUGCGAUCGCUCCUCCCGUCCCCUCCUCGAAACAGCCGGUUCCCGUUGCCAAGAGCGUUGACACCCAGUCUGUUUUGAAGAGAUUGCAGUCCGAACUGAUGGCCCUAAUGAUGAGUGGAGAUCCUGGUAUAUCUGCUUUUCCAGAGGAAGACAACAUAUUCUGUUGGAAAGGAACCAUCUGUGGAAGCAAAGAUACUGUUUUUGAAGGCACAGAGUACAAGCUCUCCCUCUCCUUUCCUGCUGAUUACCCUUUCAAGCCUCCAAAGGUUAAAUUUGAAACCAGUUGCUUCCAUCCUAAUGUGGACGUUUAUGGAAACAUUUGCUUGGACAUCCUUCAGGAUAAAUGGUCAUCUGCAUAUGAUGUGAGGACCAUUCUGCUUUCAAUCCAGAGUCUACUUGGAGAACCAAAUACAAGUUCACCUCUGAAUACCCAAGCAGCUGCACUUUGGAGCAACCAAGAAGAAUACAGAAAAAUGGUAGAGAAAUUAUACAAACCUGCUGCUUAAUUUGAGUUUCCAAAUUUUCCCAGUUGAGUGUACAAUAUAUUCAUUUGAAGGGAUAAAAGAGACUGUUUUAGUUUGUCUAGGUUCUUUCUUUUCUCUCACAAAGCGAUUGUUGUCACCAAUUUAUAUUUUAAAAGUUUGGGGGUGGCUCCCUUGCUGUGUGAAAUUUGUCCAAUUUGGAAUUAAAGGCAUUUUUUACUCUC
Molecule: messenger RNA, 929 nt
Organism: Nelumbo nucifera (sacred lotus)
Lineage: Eukaryota; Viridiplantae; Streptophyta; Magnoliopsida; Proteales; Nelumbonaceae
Product: ubiquitin-conjugating enzyme E2 20
Source: RefSeq, a predicted model, not a curated record